Messenger RNA from Effrenium voratum, 1001 nucleotides. The record is from the annotation of a GenBank genome assembly. Lineage: Eukaryota; Dinophyceae; Suessiales; Symbiodiniaceae.
CGCACGGGGGUUCCUUCGUUCAUGGAAGAGCAUGGCCGGCGCAUGCGGCAGGCGCGCGCUAUGGCUGGCUCUUUGGCUUCCAGCGGUUGCUGGAAAGAGCCGCGAAGGCAUCGUGAACAACAUUGAGUAUGUCUGGCCCCUGGUGGUGAUGCGCGCCACUUUGGAGCGGGACAAAGGCGAGACGCAAGACAAGGUGGACGAGCUCCGGCGCACUGUGGCAGAGAUCGGCCACAAAGGCUUCGAGUUCUACCUCAACAAGGUGCUGCCGAAAGAGCUGAAGAAGGACAAAGACUUCGCCGCCGACUUCGCACUCGAGGACGAGAGCCGAUGGAACAAGGGCUUCUUCAGGUGGCAGAAGAGGGUCUACUCCAUGGUGACUGGCAUUGGCGUGGAAGAGAUCCUUUGGGACGGGAAGCCGGUGCCGCAGCUCCCCGGGGAUGAGCUGCACUCGUCCAAGCACAUGCAGUCGACUGUCAAGAAGAUCCUGGGGCACAUGGCCGCGUACAAGAAGGCCUCGGAGGCCACGGUGGACCCCUCCGCCAAGCGUUUCAGAUUUAUCCCAUGGGUGGAGGUGUACCGAGCCGGGGAGUUCCAAGUGUCCCACACCCACACCGGCUCGCCAGUAGUUGGCAUCCUCGCGCUGAGGUGCAACGGGAAGCAACGCAUGUCCUUCGAGGAUCCUCGGGGCGUGAAUCCGCCCUUCGGGUGGAAGCACCACAUCGACUUUCGAGAAGGUGACCUGAUCAUGUUCCCAUCCUGGGCUUCGCAUUUGAUGGAGCCGAACCGCGGCAACGGCACAAAUGUCUUCCUCAGCUUUGCGGUGCAGGCAAGGGAAGGCAUUCGUGACUUUGACUGGGAGGACGAUGGCACAGGCAGCUACGUGAAGAAGAUGGAGAAGAUGCUUCGAGCGAAGAAGAAAGAUCCGAGCCGCGAGCGGAGUGAGCUGUGAGGUAGGUCUCUCCGGGGUCCCGAGGUAUAUGCCUUUGCCUUGUUGGGUUGGA